This is a messenger RNA of Colletotrichum spaethianum, 768 nucleotides long. RefSeq lists its product as uncharacterized. The record is from RefSeq and is a predicted model, not a curated record. Bases 1 to 768 code for a protein of 255 amino acids. Lineage: Eukaryota; Fungi; Ascomycota; Sordariomycetes; Glomerellales; Glomerellaceae. The transcript has a single exon.
AUGUCGACAGAAUCUUCUUCAUUCCCAGCCGCCACCAUCACCAUCACCACUACCGCUACCAACACAACAUCAAACUCAUUCGCAAUCACCACCACCACAAACACGACAUCAAGCUCAUUCACAAUCACCACCGCCACCAACACAACAUCAAGCGUCAGCCUGGAAAGUAGCUGUACACCGACGCCGAUCCUGCCCAACCCUACGUCGCUAUUCCCCUCCGGAGGCGACGAUCUAUAUACAAGUGUUACUCUGCCCUUCCCCAUUGGCGUUUUCGGCUCCUUUGACAGGACUGUUUAUGUCAGCAUCAACGGUCGGGUGUCUCUCAACUACCAAAAUAGCAAUUAUGGCAAUCCCGAGCUGCCUGAUGCGUCGUUACCUCCCAUCUCCGUGCUGGCGUAUUACGACGACCUCGUCAUUGAUCCAGGCACGGACCAGAGGGUCGCCUACCAAGUCUUUGGCUCCGCCUCCGCGAACCGCACCGUCAUCUUUGAAUGGCUUGCGCCUCCCUUGAUACAUCCAGAUUAUUUUUGCCAUUUCACGGCCACCUUUGAGGAGGCCUUGCCUGGAAUAGUCACCUUCCGAUACUACACCACGACGGACAAGGGCAGCAGCGCCACUAUCGGUGCUCAGAACCUUGAGCGUAACCAAUCUUUCGUGCAGUACUCAUUCAACUCGCCGGGAGCUGUUCCGGAUAAGAGUUUCGUGCGACUGGACACAACCGGGGCUGGCACAUUCACCACCGGCAGCUUUAACACGUCUCAAUGUUAG